Leguminivora glycinivorella is the source of this 1747-nucleotide messenger RNA. RefSeq names its product luciferin 4-monooxygenase-like. The transcript is spliced from 12 exons. The record is from RefSeq and is a predicted model, not a curated record. Bases 20 to 1555 code for a protein of 511 amino acids. NCBI's taxonomy places the organism in Eukaryota, Metazoa, Arthropoda, Insecta, Lepidoptera, Tortricidae. Gene Ontology annotation, molecular function: long-chain fatty acid-CoA ligase activity. Gene Ontology annotation, biological process: fatty-acyl-CoA biosynthetic process; long-chain fatty acid metabolic process.
UUAAAAGUUAGUUUAGAUUAUGGCGGGGGUUUUGAUACAGGCUAGGAGCGACAAUCAUGUCGGCCACUUUCUUGUGAAUUAUAUGAAGAAAGAUCAGGAUCAGAUUUGUCAGAUCGAUGCAGCAACCGGUGAGCAAGAAACCAGGAGGUCUGUGCUCGCCCGAGCCAUUCGGCUAGCCCAAUGCUUCAGAAGACUAGGAUUAAAGCCGGGAGACGUCCUAGUGUUGGGCGGAAAGAACCAUUUGGAUGUCCACAUCCCUUACUACGCAGCUCUUGUCAAUGGCCUUCCGUUAGCUGGAGUUGACCCACAAUUCAAAUACACUGAAAUAAAGGAGCUUUUCAAAAUAGUGGAACCGAAAGUGGCAUUUUGUCAAAACGUAAUGUACGAGGACUAUAGCCGUGCUGCAAAAGAUUUAGGACUCGACAUUAAAAUAUUCACGUUUGAUGGUGAAAAUUCCAUGACUAAGUUGAUGAACACUUACACGGAUCUCGAGCCUGAAGAGCAGUUUAAAGUCGCCGAGUUCGAUGUGUCCAAAGUGUACUGCUGGUUGGUGAGCACGAGCGGUUCCACUGGCUUCCCAAAGGUGGCAGCACUGUCGCACUCCAACGUGCUACAGAAUGUGGAGUUCUUCAGUCAUGCAGCCCCUCCAGGGGGUGAGCGUAGAACAGCCAUGAACCUAUCAUCCAUUCAAUGGAUCUCCGCGUGCUUCAAUACAUCUGCCCCGUGCACCACUGAACAUGUCAUCGACCUCAUCAAUAAGUACAAGCCAGUAACAACGUUCACAACAGCAACACUGCUGUCGCCCAUUCUGCAUCAUGAGAAACACUGCGACCUCACAUGUUUCGAUGUCUUGAAAGUCGGCGGCUCCAAGAUUUAUUUAGAGUUCAUGAAUGCUUUAAGCGCUCGUGUACGAAAAGAUACGAAGAUAGUCGUGGGAUAUGGUAUGACUGAAUGUGGAGGAUCAGUAUUUAAGCCCUGUCCUGACGGACCUUUCGGCAAUAUUGGAGUAGAAUAUCCGCUGUAUCAAGUAAAGAUAGUUGAUCCGGAAACAGAAAAAGUUAUUUUAGAACCCAAUGUGACAGGAGAACUCCGAGUCAAAGGGCCUAGAAUGGAGUGUUAUUACAAUAAUCCUAAAGCAACAGCCGAAGCGUUCGCAGAAGAUGGUUACUUAAAAUCAGGAGAUCUGGUGUAUAAGGAUGAAAACGGCUAUUACUUCUUUGUGGAUAGACUCAAAAUGCUACUGAAGUACAAAAACUAUCAAGUCAUACCUCCAGAGAUAGAAGAAGUGAUCCUAACGCAUCCUGGCGUACAAGACGUAUGUGUUACUGGUGUCCCACACAUAGAUGACGGAGAGCGUGUAGCGGCGUGCAUAGUGCGACGACCAGGGUCUACGGUCUCCGCUCAGGAGAUCAAGGAUCUCGUCGCCAGCAAAAUGUCUGUUCACAAGCAGUUGUACGGAGGUGUCGUGUUCGUGAAUGAGCUGCCCCUCACAUCUAACGGAAAAGUUAGUCGUGUUAAAGUGAAAAAUAUUACAAUCAAUUCAAAGAGAGAGUAAACACAAAUACCUUUUGGGUAGUGCAAUAAAAUAUGAAAGAAUUGGUAUAGGUAUUCGGUUAACUUUAACUUUACUUUAAACUAAUGUAGUACCUCAUCAGUCUUUAAAAUACCUAAUUUAAAUCUUCUUAAAUUAUAUGUCUGGACGAAUUUAAUUUAUGCAAUGUGAUAUAAGUAUAAAUUAAUGUAAAAA